AUGAAGACGUGCGUCGCUAUCUUUGGGCUUGCCCUGGUGGCACCAAUGUAUGGGAAUGCGCACCCACAACAUGGCGGCGGUGUCCACCAGCGGUUCCACAUUACCACGCAUGGACCUGCGGUAUCUAGCUUGAGUGUGAGCAGUGCAGCGAUUGAGAGUUCGCCGGUUGCUGUGGUUGGAGGAGGCACUCCGACCAGUUCUGCAGUCAUUUCUCCAAGUUCCGGGCAAAGCAUUACCUCUCCUCACUCGAACGACACAACAUCAACCUCUAACAGCACAUCACCAUUAGCAGCCUCGAUCGCCGGUCUCGGUCUCUCACCAGAAUGCUACAGACCAAACGGCGUGCCUAUGGGCUGGCUGCCAGACGGAGUCAACAUAACGACCAUUCAAAGCCAAGUCGAUUCCUUACACGGCCCCUGCACCUACGGUAACUACGCCCAAAUUACCUCGGCGACCAGCAUGAGCGGGGCGGCCUUACAAAUGGACACUCAAGCCAUGCCUUCUUCACUCAAAGGCGCCAUCUACAUUAUCGCUCUCCAGCCAUACAUUCCAUUCUCUGAAGUCUCGGCCUCAGCGGUCGUGGCUUCGAUGAAUAAGAUCCUCGCAGAAGGAUCCCAAACCAUCUGGCUCCGUCUCGCUCACGAGGUGAACUGGUACAUCGACACCAACACCAUAAACACUGACCCUACCGUCAAAUACCACGGCACCACCGAGGAGUACAAGGCCAUGUGGCAGGCCGUUGCUAAAGGCGUCGAUCGCUCCCGGGUUAAGAUGUUUUGGAGUCUGAUACCCCCUUUCCAGCCAGGCGACACCGUGGACACGAUGGACGCCGAGUGGUUUCCAGGCAGCGAGUAUGUGGAUAUUGUGGGAUUGGAUGCGUACGGAGAGAUUCUCAGUGGGGAACAAGCGACGUUUGAAUUGAUGAUGGGUGCAUUUUGUGCGAAGUAUCCGCAGAUUCCGGUUGCGUUGGGGGAGACGGGGUGGUUGCAGGGUGGGACGACCGCGCAGAAGGAGUAUUGGCUGGGCCAGGUCAGUUCAAAGGAGACGUUGAAGGUUUGUCCGCAGUAUAUUGGUAUUUACAUUCCCCACUUUGACGCAAUGGCCUCUGACCGGCGACCAUCUUUCAGCGCCUCCUCCAACACGUCGCACUCAUCCAGUGAAAGAAGACGGCCAUCUUCUUCAUCCUACAAUAGGCCCUCCUCGCCCUCGUACAGACUGCCUCCCCUGCCUCCCUCCACAGGCUCCCUCACGACCGGCACAUCCAUCCCUGCCCCUGCCCCAAUCUCUCCAAAUUUCGCCGCGUUACCCCCUGUUCCACCGCCUAAGGAUCCACCAAUGACCCAUCCCAUCACACCGAAACGCAAGCCCGUCGAACGGCAGAAGAGCCCCUUGAGCAAUGAAGCAUACUUUUCGAGCCCGGCCUCCAUAAUGCCCGGUGCCUUUCCCACUACACCGCCAGCUUCAUCGCCUUUGCAGAAUGCAGGAUACAACGCUUCGCCUGCGGCAUCAAAUAAUACACCUUCGCCGACUUCCAAGAGUCCGAAGAGACCAGGUAGUGUUCGGAACUUCCUCUCCUUCAAAGCUCUCCGACGAAGCUACGACAAUGCCUCCCUCCAUUCCCAGAAUGACCGACCGGCAUCUGCGAGUGGGGAGAGUUUCACAUCUAGUCUACGACCGAGCUUGAACAAGAAGAGGAGCGGGACAUUCUGGCGUCGGAAGAGCAGUCUGGGCAUGAAUUUUGGGGAGGAUACUCCGGCUUCCCCUUCGAGCCCUGUGACGAGAGGUGAUUCGGUGGCAGAGGAGGCAAGACCUCUGAGCCCAGCGCCGAAGGAUGACAUACAAGGUGUGCAAAGUAGAAAGAGCGGGACAUUCUGGAGGAGGAAGAGCAACCUAAAUUUGGCUAAUGCGUUUGCCGCAAUGAAUGGGAAGGAGAACCAGGCACAGAAUGCAGGCUUGAAUGGCGAAUCGACGGCGGCUACGGGCAGUAGUACGAAUGAAGGCCAGAACAGCAUGACUGAUGGGAGCCAUGAGGCGGAGGAGGAUGCGACAAUGGAAGACUUGGACUCGGAGAAGACGCUGCCAGAGAUUGAGGAGCCACUGCCGCCAAGGUCAUACAGUCCGCCGCCGCAAUUGCCGGUGUUUGUGGGUGGCGGGGGAGGGUUGGGCGGGGAAGACUUGUUCAAGGAUAUCCACUAG
Letharia lupina is the source of this 2196-nucleotide messenger RNA. RefSeq lists its product as uncharacterized. Gene Ontology annotation, biological process: substituted mannan metabolic process. The record is from RefSeq and is a predicted model, not a curated record. The coding region runs from base 1 to 2196 and encodes 731 amino acids. Gene Ontology annotation, molecular function: mannan endo-1,4-beta-mannosidase activity. The transcript is spliced from 3 exons. NCBI's taxonomy places the organism in Eukaryota, Fungi, Ascomycota, Lecanoromycetes, Lecanorales, Parmeliaceae.